AUGUCCACAAUCUCCUCCUCUCUCGACCUCACCCUCGACCUCCCCCUCGCCAAAGCCCUCCUGGGUCCAGACCUCACCAACAUCACCGCAGAAACCCUCCGGAAAACCUUCGAAUCCAUCGGCGCGAGCCCAGAGAAACUCCGCGCUCUCCUCAACGUCGUCCUCACCCCACUCGUAAAACCCACUUUCACCAUCCCCUCGCGUGAGGAUGACAACAACCCGCUUUCUGUGUCCUCCUCUGGCCUGGAGGGGGUCGAGUUCCUCCUCGACGGUGGGACUAGCAGCAACAGCAGCAGCAACGAGGCGAUGCCGUACCGGAUGUUUGACAUUGCUACGGGGAAUUUGGUGGAGUACCCUUCCGUGGGUGGAGCGGGGCGUGGGCAGUAUUGUAUGCUGUCGCAUCGGUGGAAGGGGACGGAGGUGACCCUAGGGAAUAUUAAGGAGGCGAGGAAGAAAGCGUUGGAGCGGGCACGUGCUGGGGUCGGGGGGUCGUCGAGGAAGAGCGGGGCGAGGAAGAGUGAUGUGGCGUUGGUGUUGGAGCAGUGUCGGUUGGAUAUUUUGGAGCAGGCGAGUUUGGUGACGGAAUUGGAGUUGUUGGGGGGCGGUGAGGGCGAUGAGGAUGGUGGUGACGGCCAGGAGAUGUCGGUGGCUGCGCAGCCGGUGGGUGUUGGGGAGUUGUUGAAGCGUCGGUUGGAGGCGAAGGCUGCGGAGUAUGAGUUGGGUGGAGCGCAGGAUAGCGAGGCCAAGGCGAGAUCGGGGCGGGAGUUUGCGAAGAUGGAGCAGAAGAUGUUCGCUCGGCUUGUGGAGAAGAUGAAGGUCCAGGUGGGCGGAACUAACGACACGGCAGUUGGGGGAGGAGGAGAAUCCGAGACGGUGGUCAAGGAGUUUGACGACAAAGUCAAAGACGCGAGCAAGGCUCUCCGGACUGCCCAAGAGAACCACAAGAAGGUCCGGGACCAUAUCGAGUACUUCCGGACACACGGCCAUCUACGCGACGCAGUGGACGAGAUGGUAUCCCGCCUGCAGCGGUGGAAGUCCGCGAUUAAGCUAGAUCGGUCGCUGAAGGAAGCCGACCGCAUUUUCAAGACAAAGAUGUUCCAGCCGCGAGAGACGUGCUAUCUCUGGAGCGACACCUGCUGCAUCGACAAGACCAACGGUGGUGAACUGUCCGACUCGUUGUCGCUGAUGGGUGACUGGUACGCCGAUGCCGAGUUCACGCUGGUACAGCUCGACACCAAGUUUCGCGAGGACGAUGCGGUGAAAGAUUGGGAGAGAUUUGAGAAGGAAGAGAUUAAGGGACAGGAGCAGGAGAAGACGGAAGGAAAUAUUACCACAUUUGGACAAAUCUGGGGCAGCGAAAUUGAGUGGGCCACUCGGGCGUGGACACUGCAGGAACUAGUCAUGAGCAAAACCACCUUCUACGUCAACUCCGCAUGGCAGCCCCUGAGCCGGCCGGUGGAAAGCCUGGGGUAUUUCUACUCGCUGAUUCCAUUCUUGGACAUAUACACGGAGGGUGACAAACGGAACGUUUACCGAUCUGUUUGUGGUGAAAACCAGGCGGCUGGAUAUUGGGAUUCAAGCGUUUUGAAGAAAAUCUUAGACGACGAGGACGUGCUGGGGAAAUGGGAGCGAUUCCGAGACAAUAUCCAGGGAACUAGGAAUGACGAAUUCGGCGUCAUCAAGAGACUGCAAGUUGCCCAGCAGCUCAUUCUGCUCCUCGACUACUUGGGCGUCCAGAUUCCGUCAAAUCUGACGGUUCACACCUCGACCGCCGCCAUCUCGAGGGCCGUGUACCUGGCUACGGCCGACCUGGUCAAUAAUGGGAACGAUGAGCUAAACGCGAGGCAACGCUGCUACUCCAGGCUCCGGGACCAUCUUCCCAAGUUGUCUCUGUCCGAACCUGCAGAAGGCGACGAUGCCGCGCGAAAUGAGCGAAAUGAGCACCUGGCCCAGCACGCGAUCGGCUUCCUGCUGAGGUGUCUGGUGGCGGAGACCAAAGACCUAGUGUACGCCGAUCGGGAGUACAUUGCACAACUCGGCCAGAUCCCGCAGCUAGAGUCGUGGAAAAAGGGCCUGUCCAGCCGGGGCUUCACAGCCGAGGCCGUACUCCAGCUUUCGGGCAACCGAUUCGCCACCGUGGCUACCGACCGAGCCUAUGCACUCAUGGGUAUCCUCGGCGUCAGGUUUCCCACCUUCCCAGCUGAAGGGCCCGCCAAAGCCCUAGCCCGCCUGCUGGACGAAGUGGUCAUCUCCCGCAGCGACGUCUCGGUUUUCAACUGGUCUGGCACCGACAUGGGUAGCCCCAUCCGUGGUCGGUCACUGUACCCAUCCUCUCAAACGGCGUAUGCAAACCAGGUUGACCAGAUCGGGCGGUAUAACCUGAUGCUGGCGGCCCGCGUGCAAGACAAGAUGGACGAGGUCAUGGCUACCUACCACUCAGUCAUCCAGACCCUGCGAGACACCAUCGACAUUCUCAAGGACAAGAGCCGAACGAAUCUUCCCAUUCACUGGAUACAGAUCAUCUUGGAGUUGAUUGGGAAAGUCUCGUUUCGCAAGUUGAGGGUACAUCGGGAUCCACUGAAGCGGGUGAUUACGUACAUUCACCAGCAGUCUCUGAGGGAGAAGAUGGCGAUUGAACAGGCGAGAAAGAUGAUGGCAUUGGAAGAGGCGAAGCCACGCCCGGGUCUGCUAUCCUCGAGCGACAGCUGGAACUUGAAACGGCCGGCGAUACUGUCCACGAAGUCUCUACCCUCCAUACCAUCGCUGCCGUCGUUGAGCAGGACCGGGAGCACGGAAUCAACCACGCCCACGGAGAAAACCUCGUCGUCUAAGAAGACAUCGAGAUUUGGACUCGGAAAAAAGGCAUUCCAGGUAGCGUCCUCUGGAAUCCAGAAGACCGGUCUCGGGAGCUCCCUGGCGGCCCCGGAGAGCCCUGCCGAUCCUCCGCCACCACCGUGCGAGGAGGUGGAAUCCAAGCCAUCAGAGCCCGAGCGAGCGGGCUUUUUCUGGCAGCACAUCGACUCACCGGUCACGAAGUGGCUAUCAGCUCUGGACCCAGAUACAGGGGUUGGAGGACAGGAGAAACAGGACCAACUCCCAGCCGAAAUCCAAUCCAUCCCCUUAAAUGAGAGACAUGGGCACUCACAGAACGGAAUGUAUCAAAACCAACACCCACAGUCCAGCAACAUCCGCCUGCUCGAGGACGAAUAUCAAGGCACCGUCUCCCCGAAUCCCAUCACCGUCAGCACCUCCGGCAUCGAGGGCCUCUUCGACAUCCAACGCAUCAUCGUGACCAUGAUUGAGCCCGAGAAGCUGCGCCGCCAAAUUGCCCGCGCCGCCAGCCGCCAUGACCAGAUUUCCGGCUGGUGCUCCGUUAGCACCGGCUUCGCCCGCGUCCUCACCAGCUUCCGAUGCGAGAGGCACAUCCUCGAGCAAGAACUCGACGUCAUCGAAUCAGUCGAAACCCGCGUCGUGUUUCCCAAGUCGCUGCCUGUUACUAAGGGAGAUGGAGGUGAUGUGCAGCCUUCCAGCGACGACAACAAGGACAACACGGACAAUAAGGACAAGAACCCAGGAACGACUACUACUGCUACUGCUAACAUGACGGCGGACGAAGCCCGCCGCCUCCAGCGCAUGCUCACCUUCAUCCAAAACCCCUCCUUGCACCUCGUCGCAGGCGAAUGGGUCCUCGCCCGCUUCUCUCACACCCCCUGUGCCCAGUGGUUCCUGUGCCAUUUCACGCUUGGGGCAGACUCAUCUACUUUCCACGGCGUGCGUAUUCCGACUGGAUCUGGACCAGGUAGCAACGCGACCCUGGAACCGGGGUUCAUUGGCGUAUGGGAGAGUUACAUGGAGCGAAAGAAGAGCAAGAUGAGCAAGGUUGUGAGACAGUAUAUGCGGAGUCAGGAGGCGAAGGAGAAGGCGGGAGACAAGUUUCUAGAAGGAUUGGUGCGUGCGCGCGCGGGCCUGGAAGCGAUGAUGGGAGAAGGGGGGCCGAUUUCCCCGGCGAAGGAGGAGGGGAAGAAAGGUGGAGAGGGAGAUGGAGAGAAAAAGGAGGGGGGUGGUCAAGAAGAUGAUGAGGAGGAGGAGGAGGACGACGACGACGACGAAAGCCUGUCUAGCCUAUUCAAGAUGGUGGUGGGCCAGGGGGCGCGGGCGGCCGAGGCGUGGGGCGAGUCGGCGUAUCUGGUGCUCACCGAGAAGCUGCACGAGAUGCGGGCCGAUCAUCUCGAACGGAAUUUGAGCAGGGCGGUGUUAAAACGGACGCCUAAGGUGCUGCGGGCGGCGGUGGAGAAUAUCCAUGACAACAGGAACCUGCUACCGGCUAUGUUUCACUCGGGUGUGAGGGUGCAUAUGUUUUGA
This is a messenger RNA of Dichotomopilus funicola, 4362 nucleotides long. RefSeq lists its product as uncharacterized. NCBI's taxonomy places the organism in Eukaryota, Fungi, Ascomycota, Sordariomycetes, Sordariales, Chaetomiaceae. The transcript has 3 exons. The record is from RefSeq and is a predicted model, not a curated record. The coding region runs from base 1 to 4362 and encodes 1453 amino acids.